UUUAACCCAAAAAAAUUCUCCUACCGCCGCCGCCGCACCUCCCCUUCUUCUCCCUUUUUCAUUUUCUUCUUCUUUCUCUUCUUUUCCCUCCUGCUCAUUUUAUUCUUCGUCCCCUUUUCUCCCUUCUUUUUUUUUUUCGAUUCUCCCUUCUUCUUCCUCCUCUUCUUCUCCCGUGUACUAGUGGACCUUCAGCCGUCAUUACAGUUUGGGCGUCCGCCCUUCCGCCAUCGUCGAGCAUGUUGCGGGAAUCAUUCCGUCGCCGUCGCACGAAACCUAUUCAAAAGGCUUGUGGGUAUGCUUUGUCUCGUGAACGGAUUUGUGUUGGGGCCUACAGGAUAGGGCGCAGAGAUGGUCGGAUUAGGCAUGGUUUCGCGCCUCUCUCACCCUCUACAGUCUUUGUACACAUGGAUAGAAUCCUUGAACGCUAUCAAGCACAUGUGGGCGUUGACAGGCCAACGAGAGCAUCGGAUCAUCUUGAAUCACCGCGAAGUUGCAGUUUAGAGCAUGCAAAGGUCAAGGCCCGAAUGGAAGCUUUGCAGAGAAACGAAAGGAACAUUAUGGGAGAUGACUUGGAUUCCUUAACUCUGAGGGAGCUGCAAAACUUGGAACAUCAAGUUUGUGGAUCUCUUAAAAGGAUCAGGUCUCGCAUGAACCAACAAAUGCAUGAAGCCAUUUCUGAGUUGCAGAAGCAGGAUAAGGCACUGCAGGAUCAGAACAAUUUGCUCGCAAGAAAGCAGAAAAAGGAGAAAGAGACAGAAUCAUCAUCCGCCACUCCAGAAGAGCAAAACAAUUCAAGACCAUCAUGUUUUGAUUUGCUGCAGCCUAUGAACACUCUGAAUUUCAGUGAAACAGUUGAAGCUCAAAGCAGCAGCGCAGAGCAAGUGGAAGGAACCACUAUUCCCCUCCAAAAUCAACCCUCUGAUUUGGAAUUGGUUCCAUGGAUGUUACAUCGAUCUGGUGAGUAAUAUAUGGCUGUUGAACCAGUAUUUGAUUUGAUUUGAUUUGUGUCGUGGCUUAGAUUGUUCUAUUGAACUUCAAAAUAUGUAUGUAUGUCUGUAAGCAUAUAAGUAUCCAUGUUGAGGAAAUUCUCCUCCCAUGAGAUUGUUUUAUUGAACUUGAAAUAUUGGAAGGGAGAUCAUACCUGUUUUAGAAUGAACUAAUGAAAUAUUUUGUACAA
Molecule: messenger RNA, 1177 nt
Organism: Andrographis paniculata
Lineage: Eukaryota; Viridiplantae; Streptophyta; Magnoliopsida; Lamiales; Acanthaceae
Product: truncated transcription factor CAULIFLOWER A-like
Exons: 9
Coding region: 237-965 (242 amino acids)
Biological process (GO): positive regulation of transcription by RNA polymerase II
Cellular component (GO): nucleus
Molecular function (GO): DNA-binding transcription factor activity, RNA polymerase II-specific; protein dimerization activity; RNA polymerase II cis-regulatory region sequence-specific DNA binding
Source: RefSeq, a predicted model, not a curated record